AUGGCUACCGCCGCGGCUCGUGACGAUUCGAUGCUGCAGCUACCUAGACGGCUACUACGAAAAUCGCAAUUGAGAGUUAAGAGUAUACGACAAGCACGAGAUACAAUACAACAACAUAUACAACCGCGGCAGGAUGUCCCAGAGGGAGUCGCUGUUACCACCCUAAUUCUCACAGAGACAUUGGCCACGCCGUCCGCUACAUUCACACAAAUAUUAACACUUCCCCCCUCGACUUCUAUUUCUCAACCAGAGCGAAACCCUUCUACAGAUGAUUCCAAUACUCAUAUGCCCGAGCCCGAGCCAGUUCCGACUUCAUCUAUAAGCGCCGGGAUGCAGACGUCGGUUCCGAAUUCCGCCACCGUGCGCACCAGCAUGGGAAGGACGGUUACAACUCCCUCGCCUACAGCCACAGCGGAACGAGGCCCCGCCUCAACAACAGCUACCGCAUCAGGGUCCUCCAGCCCCGGAAUCGACACCAAAGCUCUAGUCCCUGCAAUAGUUGGUGGAGCAAUAUUUCUUAUUAUUGUUGCAUUUUUAUUGGGAUACUGUAUUCGUCGAAGAGGGAAUAAGGCACAGGAAGACUCGGACCCUGAAGGUGUAAACGAAAUAGAGCGAGGGUAUGGUGAAAAUGGCGAAGACGGCGCAUAUGGCACAGCAGGGUCGAGGAGACCAAAUGAGAAGCAGCCACCUCAAGCGACAUCGCGAGGUGUCCCUGAUAUCAAUGUCGACUCAUCGCAUGCCCGGAGCCGGUCGCUAAGCAAAGGGACCUCGCAAUCGAAGGAAGGGUUAUUGCAGAGCGACUAUGGAAAACUAGGCCCCAAUGGCACGUAUACUUCGGAGCCUGAAAAAAGGCAUGCUAUCGCGAUGUUUCGAAGGUCUACAGCGCAGGAUUCUGCGACCAUCCCUCAUCAUCUUAGACAUCUAAGGCCCGAGUCGGUGUCCACGGAUGGACCACGAAGCCCUGGGCUAAAUAAUAUAUCCGACGAGGGCGAACAUUUCCACCGUGCCGUUCCUAUGGCCGACCGUAUUUCUAAAAUCGGGAUGGCUCUUUCGACCUCUGACAAGUCUGUACAAGAUGAUAAUAUCUCCGCUGUCAUCCAGGAUACAACGAGGCAGCCGGAGCCCCCCAGAAGCAUUUUCCAGCAGAAUAAUACUAUGUAUUUUGAGGAUACGCCGCCGAUAUACUCACUUCCUCAAGGUACAUAUUUCGGCGCCGGAGCAGCAGGUGCGAAACCGGGCCCGUCUUCAUCUGCUCGAGACCCACCACCAGAAUUUGGAACAGUUGGUUCAGGGCACUCGAGCAAUCGAUCUCGAUUCGCUGGUCGGUCUGAUAUUGCAACACCAUCACCGCCUGGGACACCUACAAGAUCAUCGCGGGAUCAGGAUCGAGAUCCUUCUACGAGUAGUAGACGUUCUUCGAGGCGUGGUUCAGGAAUAUUCGGUCUCGCAUCUGCCACUAUGGCCAGUGGCACCGAUGUUCGACGAACAAGACCUAAGAGUUGGGAUCGAAAAAGUCGGCGUUGGGAUAAGAAAAGGAAUAGUCGAGGCCGAGGACUCGGUAUUCCCGCUGGACUUGAAAAACGGAAAGGGAACAAAAGCAGGUCCAGGAGUAGGAAUAAUACAAUGUGGACAGCAUGGUUUGACAGUAGCAGUGAGGGCGAAGACAACGACCUCGAGGAUGUUGUCGAACCAAUACCGCUACCGGGCGGUAUCGUGAGCUCGAAAUCCCAAAGCCAAAGAAAAAAGAGAGUUAUUUUCAACUCGACAUCAGACAUCUCAGAAAUCCCGACGGUAUCAAGUGCCAGGACUCUCACAAACAGCCAGUGA
Messenger RNA from Orbilia oligospora ATCC 24927, 1827 nucleotides. RefSeq lists its product as uncharacterized. The transcript has a single exon. Bases 1 to 1827 code for a protein of 608 amino acids. The record is from RefSeq and is a predicted model, not a curated record. NCBI's taxonomy places the organism in Eukaryota, Fungi, Ascomycota, Orbiliomycetes, Orbiliales, Orbiliaceae.